Drosophila willistoni is the source of this 1676-nucleotide messenger RNA. RefSeq names its product facilitated trehalose transporter Tret1. The transcript is spliced from 6 exons. The coding region runs from base 3 to 1400 and encodes 465 amino acids. NCBI's taxonomy places the organism in Eukaryota, Metazoa, Arthropoda, Insecta, Diptera, Drosophilidae. Gene Ontology annotation, cellular component: membrane. Gene Ontology annotation, biological process: carbohydrate transport; transmembrane transport. Gene Ontology annotation, molecular function: sugar transmembrane transporter activity. The record is from RefSeq and is a predicted model, not a curated record.
CCAUGAAGCUUCAAAUGAAAAUUCGCUCAAUGUUUAGUAACCCAAAUUGUUUAUUAAGUCAACGUAAUCGUCAUCAAUUAUUGGUUACACUCUUGGUCAAUAUAGCCACUUUUUGUCAUGGCCUGGGUGCUGGAUGGAUAUCGCCAGUGAUGAGAGAUUUACAAACGGAAAACUCUCCUUUACCGUUUGAGGUGUAUGUAAAUGAAAUAUCCUGGAUAGGUUCCAUUGUGGGCAUCGGCAGUGUUGUGGGCAAUCUAUUGGCUGGUCUUCUACAAGAUCGCAUUGGACGAAAACUGGUCAUGUAUGGCAUAGCUAUUCCUUAUACGAGCUUCUGGUUAUUGAUUUAUUUUGCUCAAAGUGUAGAAUACUUAUAUGUGGGUCGUUUUUUGGCCGGCAUGACAGGAGGCUCCAGCUAUGUGGUUCUUCCCACAUUCAUAAGUGAGAUUGCUGACGCCAACAUACGAGGUCGUUUGGGCUCUAUGAUUUUGCUGUCGGUGAAUGCUGGCGUUCUAACUGGCUAUGUGGUGUCCACAAAUGUUGCCUACUUUACGGCGCCCAUGUAUAUAAUCCUUUUACCCAUUUGCUAUUUCAUUUGCAAUUUCUUUUUCCCGGAAACUCCAAAUCAUUUGAUUAAGAAGAAUAAAUUUCUCGAAGCAGAGAGAUCAUUUCGUUUCUACAAGAACAUUCAGAAGGAUGAUCAACAUUCAAUGAGUGAGUUUGAGGAUCUUAAGGCACAAUUGAUCAAGGAGCAGGACUUGAGAGGCAAAUCUCUUACUUAUCAAGAUUUCAUUAAUAGACCAGCAUUUAAGGCUUAUGCCUCGGCCUUUGUUCUACUGAUGUCGAAUCAGUUUAGCGGCAGUUUCUGUGUCACCACAUAUGUGGCCGAUAUAUUCACUGCCUCGCAUACCACUCUCGAUGUCAAUAUGUGCACAAUAAUUAUUGGCGUAAUGCAGAUUGUGGGUAAUUAUGUGACAACUUUGUUAUGUGAUAAAUAUGGUCGUCGCAUCCUGAUGUUGGUGUCCACAUCGGGUGCCAGUUUGUGCCUGGCGGCCUUUGGCAUUUACACAUAUUUCGCCCAACUCUAUGACCUGACCUCUGUGGGUUGGUUGCCCCUUUUCAUUUUAUCCCUCUAUGUUUUUUUGUGCAACAUAGGCCUUGUGGGUUGCCUAUUUGUGGUGCUUGUCGAGGUAUUUCCCAAUAAGAUACGCACAGCGGCAGUUUCCACAUUUGUCGUAAUUUUAAGCUUUACGGUCUUCCUUACGCUCAAAAUGUUUCCCAUUUGUGUGGCUCUUUGGGGCAUUUCGGUGACCGUGUGGUGUUGCAGUGGCUUCUCCCUGGCCGGUUUCCUCUAUUUUUUAUUGUUUCUUGAGGAAACCAAAGGCAAAUCGCUACUGGCAUAAGAUAAAUUUGUUUUGUUUGGCAUUAUGAGAGUAUAUUUCAUCCCAGAUUAAUUCUAAUAGCCACUUGGGGGCACUUGUUGAAGCGAUUAGUCAUUUAGGAUACUUGGCCGAAACAAGACUGAGAAGUUUAAGAAUUGUUAAUUUGUUGUAUGAAUAAAUUGAAAAGAAUUUGUGAAAACUGAGCAUUCCAUUUACUUGUUGAAUCGCAGGAAUCGCUUCUCUAGUUCUUGUGUUCGUAAAUUAACAGCCUUUUGCCCAAUUUCUAAAAAAAAAAAA